Molecule: messenger RNA, 820 nt
Organism: Carassius auratus (goldfish)
Lineage: Eukaryota; Metazoa; Chordata; Actinopteri; Cypriniformes; Cyprinidae
Product: AP-1 complex subunit sigma-2-like
Exons: 5
Coding region: 91-576 (161 amino acids)
Biological process (GO): intracellular protein transport; vesicle-mediated transport
Cellular component (GO): AP-1 adaptor complex; membrane coat
Molecular function (GO): clathrin-cargo adaptor activity
Source: RefSeq, a predicted model, not a curated record
CAAGAGUCGGACUAAGACAGACGCGAAUCACUGUGAAUCCAGAACUCAUGUGAAUUCAUCGUUCAUUUACAAACUAACCUCUUCAUAAAGAUGCAGUUCAUGCUGUUGUUCAGCAGACAAGGCAAGCUCCGUCUGCAGAAAUGGUACGUUCCUCUGUGCGAUAAGGAGAAGAAGAAGAUCACGCGGGAGCUGGUGCAGACCGUUCUGGCACGCAAACCCAAGAUGUGCAGCUUCCUGGAGUGGAGGGAUCUGAAAAUCGUGUAUAAAAGAUACGCCAGUCUGUAUUUCUGCUGUGCCAUAGAGGACCAAGAUAACGAACUGAUCACACUGGAGAUCAUCCACCGCUACGUCGAGCUGCUCGACAAAUACUUCGGCAGCGUCUGCGAGCUGGAUAUCAUCUUUAAUUUCGAGAAGGCGUAUUUCAUCCUGGACGAGUUCCUGCUGGGAGGCGAGGCUCAGGAGACGUCAAAGAAGAACGUCCUGAAAGCCAUCGAGCAGGCGGAUCUGCUGCAGGAGGUUGAUUUAGGCAUUAGUUACAGACUAGAGGAAAUAGAAGCAUUCAUUCUCCAUCAUUAAACCCAAGUUUGUGGAGCUUUGAAAGCAGAACCGAGCUGCGGUUUAUCAUCUCUGACUGCGAUCCUGACAGACUUUGUCCCGAGGGCCAAAUUACAGGCAGACAAAGGAGAACGAGAGAACAAAGACGUGCUGUCCGCGCUUUAGCAGCAAGACAUGACCUAAAUGUGCCGUUUUCCCACCGAGCACUGCGAAAUGAUUGAACUACUUAUGCAUCUUCAUUCUGGCAUCAUGGGAAUUUAUGUAA